Messenger RNA from Closterium sp. Naga37s-1, 2676 nucleotides. The record is from the annotation of a GenBank genome assembly. Lineage: Eukaryota; Viridiplantae; Streptophyta; Zygnematophyceae; Desmidiales; Closteriaceae.
AUGCCACAAGUCCCCUCUUACGUGUGGCUCAACCUAGCAUACCCUCGCCGCGACCUACUCGUCGCCGCCGUUCCUCCCCUCGCCGUGAUUGCGCCCUCCUCGCCGGCGCACCUCACCGCCGCGAGCGCAUCUCCACUUCCCCCUUCUUCCGUCUGCGUCUCCCCCCCCCCUUUUGCCGCCGCGCCCGCUCUGGCGCCGCCUGCGCAUCCCGCCGCCGUGACGCCUCGUCACCGCCCGCCCUUCCCACUACCGCGACCUCUCGUCGCCGUUUCCCCCUCCCGCCGCCGCGCCUGCCUCGGCGUCGCCUGCGCAUCCCGCCGCCGCGACGCAUCGUCGCCGCCGGCCCCUCCCGCUCCCGCGACGUCACGUCGCCGCCUCCCCCUCCCGCCGCCGCGACGCAUCGUCGCCGCCUGCCCCUCCCCGCCGCCGCGACGCAUCGUCGCCGCCUCCCCCUCCCGCCGCCGCGACGCAUCGUCGCCGCCUGCCCCUCCCGCUCCCGCGACGACACGUCGUCGCCUCCCCCUCCCGCCGCCGCGCCUGCCUCGGUGCCGCCUGCGCAUCCCGCCGCCGCGACGCAUUGUCGCCGCCUGCCCCUCCCGCUCCCGCAACGACACGUCGUCGCCUCCCCCUCCCGCCGUCGCGCCUGCCUCGGCGCCGCCUGUGCAUCCCGCCGCCUCGACACUUCGUCGUCGCCUGCCCGUCCCGCCGCCGCGACUUCGCGUCGCCGCCUGCACUCCCCUCCGCCGCAAACCAACGUCGCCGCCUGUGCAUCCCGCCGUCGCGACCUGCUCGUCGCCGCUUGCGCAUCCCGCCGCCGUGACCUCUUCGUCGCCGCCUGCACGUCCCGCCGCCGCGGCUUGCUCGUCACCGCCUGCACAUCCCAUCGCCGCGACAUCGCGUCGCCGCCUGCGCACCCCGCCGCCGCGAUUUCGUGUUGACGCCUGCGCAUCCCGCCGCCGCGACCUCAUCGUCUCCGCCUGCCCCACCCCCCCCCCCCCCCCCCCCCCCCUCCACCACGAUUUCGCACCGUCGCUUCCCCGCCGCCUCUCCCCCACGCCGUCGCCCGCGCAUCCCGAAGCCCCUCCUGCCCCGCCACCCGGCCGCAACGCCCGCCGCAGCGACUGCGCCUGUCGACCGCCCGCAUCUCUGUCGUCGCACCCACAUCGUCGCCGCCUGCACCUCCCGCCGCGGCGCCUACUCGUCCCCGCCUGCCCUCCCCACCCUCCCUGCACAUUCCGCCGCCGCAGCAUCCGCCCCAACGCAGCAGCGGCAGUAGCGGCAGCAGCAUCGGCGACAGCGGCAGCAGCGGCAGCAGCCGGAGAAGAGCUCCAGCCACCGCAGCAGCACCUCCCCCCCUUCCCCCCCCCCUCCCCCUCGGCCGCCGCGGGUCCACCCGCCGUCGCCCUCCCCCUUGACCGCCGCGGGUCCACCCGCCGCCGUCCCCCUCGAGGCCGCCGCGGGUCCACCCGCCGUCGCCUCUCAUGGCUACCAAUCCUCCCCCUCCCCCCCCCUCCCAUGGACGCCACCUCCGUCGACAAGCUCCAGCUUGCCGCGGACCGCUCGGCGGUCAACUGGCAUUCCUUCGUUGGGAGCAUCCGCCCUGUUCUCCAGGACGCAUUCGUCGGACCCUACUGCGUCCUCAACGUCCUCCUCUGCCGCCCGCAAGCUCUCCAGCCCACGGCACCCACUCACCCUGGUGAACCCCCUCCACCCCCCAUUCCUCCUGGCCCUCCUCCUCCUGAACCUACCUUGGAGAUUGCCACUACCCCAGAGCUCCAGGCUGCCGCCGAUGCCACCUUUCUCCACGAUCGCCGCGAGUACCUCAUCCGCAAGGCGGAGCAUGAGGUUGCGGUGCAUCAUCAUGACUUCGCAGUAGCGGAACGUGCCAAUCGCCUGGCGCUCCUUGAUGAGUACAACGUGGCCAUGGCAGACUACCUCCCCAGGAGCAUUGCCUGGGCCACUGCUGACAACCACGCCUGCACCAUCCUCCUCGGCGCACUCCCUGAUACCCUCAUGCGCCGCUUCCAAGCUCGCGAGAUGCGCACCUCCCUCAUCUGGGCCGAGCUCCAGGCAAUGUUCGAGCGUCGCGACAUCAGCUCUGUUGGCGCCCUCUUCCAGGAGUACUUGUCCAUCACCCUCGCCACCUGUGAUGGCGCAGUUGACUACGUGGGGCGCAUGCAGGAGGUCGCUGAUCGCCUUGCGGCACGCCAAGCUGCACUCCCCGAGCUACUGCAAAUCCACCGCCUCCUCUACAACCUCACCCCGGACUACGAGUCCCGCCUCCAUGCCUUCACUGAGGCAAACGCCUUGGCCGGCCUCAACGACGUGGUCCAGUGGAUCAUUGACACAGAGCCGCGCAAUCAGGGUGGUCGCAGCGGCGGCGGUAGAGGUCGUGGAGCGGGUGGCGGCGGUGGUGGUGGAGGUCGCGGUGGUGGUGGUGGUGGUGGUGGUGGUGGUGGUGGUGGUGGUGGUGGUGGUGGUGGUGGUGGUGGUGGUGGUGGUGGUGGUGGUGGUGGUGGUGGUGGUGGUGGUGGUGGUGGUGGUGGUGGUGGUGGUGGUGGUGGUGGCCGUGGUGGCCGAGGUGGUGGUGGUGGUAGUGCUGGCGGCACCUCUGCUGGAGGACCUUCCGGUGCUGGUGGUGCUUGUCCCCGACACUUCGGGCAGUUUCCUUGGUAA